Molecule: messenger RNA, 3134 nt
Organism: Salmo salar (Atlantic salmon)
Lineage: Eukaryota; Metazoa; Chordata; Actinopteri; Salmoniformes; Salmonidae
Product: cell adhesion molecule 4-like
Biological process (GO): regulation of Rac protein signal transduction; regulation of wound healing; negative regulation of peptidyl-tyrosine phosphorylation
Cellular component (GO): cell-cell contact zone
Molecular function (GO): vascular endothelial growth factor receptor 2 binding
Source: RefSeq, a predicted model, not a curated record
UGACACUACUCUGGGAUAUACUGAACAUAUACUGAACAUAUACUGAACAUAUACUGAACAUAUACUGAACAUAUACUGAACAUAUACUGAACGACAGAGAGGAAGAGGAAGAGGAAACAACCAGGAACUAAAGCACUGUCCCACUAUAUUGACCUGACUGAGGAUAGAGAGAGAGGGGACGACAAGAUAACAAAACAACCAUAACGAGAGAGGGGGAUGAGAUGAGAAGAGGAAACACGGAAUAGACUUUGUUUGGAUCAGAGGGACAGUAUUGUUUCCGAGCUACAACGACAGCGAGCACAGAGCAAUUUCCUUGGUGUCAGGUUCUGGUGUGGUUGCUGUUAGGGACGUGGAGGUUCCAUGCUACUUCAGUGCCAUUGACAGUGCCAGGGCACGCGGUGUGGUAGCGGUAGCAUUGACUGGCUAAUUGCGGACAGAAGGCAGAGGACUUUGUAGCAAUCUGGGGAUGACACCGCUGUUCUCCUCAAUCAGAUAGUGUUCAGCGAGGUGGUGCCGCUGCAGUCCGGUCACCCUCAGUAAGCUAUACGCUCUCCGGGCCGGGCCCUCGCCGCUGCUGCAUUAGGAGCUGCCAAUCAGAACCAACAACCAACUCCGCACGGACCGCAGCAGCUGAACUGAGCUCACUGACAGAGCGGGUAGUGAACACGAGACUCAACACAGGGACUGAACAUAGUGACUGGAAGCAACCGUGUGCAGCAGAGAGAGACAUUGUGCUACUGUAUAAUCAUACAGAAGGAUGACACAUAUAAAGGUUAUACUGUAGGUCUACAGUGGGAGGGUUAGAUAGAUAGAGAGAUAGCCUAUAGAGUAAUGCUAUGUGUGAUACUGUUGGCUGUUUAAGUCACACAGGGAGACAGUAGUCAUUUGUCAAGCAGUUACCAUCACAGCUGGAGACGGUGAUGUGUGAUAGUGAACAGUGGGAGACAAUUUAGCUGAUGACAUGUUUGUGUUGUCAAAAGUAUCAUGUGUGGGGAUGGAGCCCAGAGUUGAGAGAUAUGAGUACAGAAACAGCUUCAUGUACAGUACAGUAUAAUGACUUGUUUCAGAUGGUUUACUCCGAUGUGUCUGUCUGGCUGAUGUAGAGUAAAGAUAUUGGUUUGUUUGGUAUUGGGUUUCUGGUCUGUGGUUUGCCGUUUCACUGGUUCUAGCCUGUUGGUUUGUAUCAUUGCUUUGUUCCAUUGAUUUGAUGUUUAGUUAUGUAGUCCUACACAGCAGUGCAGCUCUGUUUGCAGGCAGUCAUUUGGCUAAUUGUGUGGUGAUAGUUAGUAGCAACGUUGUAAGACAUUCUAGAUCUACGCUGUGGUGAUGUUAGAUCGCUGGUAUUUUAUCAGAAGACUGUAGCUCUGAAGAAUCGUGCGUGUUGUGUACUGGUAAAAACCCGGCUUUGUUGUGUGUCACUGCAGCCCUAGCUGUGCUCUGCUGGACUCUGCUGUGCUCUGUUGGGCUCUGCUGUGCUCCGCUCUGCUGUACGGCGGCUGUGUCCUGUGUCACAGAGGAAGCAUUGAUCAGACAGCUACUGAGGCUCAAUACACAAUGAGGCCUGGCCCGAGAUCUCUUCUCCUCCCAACCCCCCUCUCCCUCUCCCUGCGUGCCCUGGUCCUGCUCUGCCUUGCGCCGCGUUGCCAGGCGGUGCAGGCUGAGAAUGUGACAGUGUUGGAGGGAGGGACGGCCCAGAUCUCCUGUCGUCUGCAGAACUAUGACGGCUCCAUCGUGGUCAUCCAGAACCCUCGCAGACAGACCCUCUUCUUCAACGGCACACGAGCGUUGAAGGAUGACCGUUUCCAGAUGGUUCUCUUCACUCCCCGCCUGGUGCGCAUCACCCUCACCAACGUGAGCGUGUCGGACGAGGGCGGCUACUUCUGCCAGCUCUACACCGACGACACCCACCACCAAGUGGCCACGCUGUCGGUGUCCGUCCCUCCCGACACCCCCACGGUGGAGGUGAGGCAGGAGGCCGUGGAGGGGGGCGAGGUGGAGCUCACCUGCCUGUCGCCGCGCAGCAAGCCUCCCGCCACGCUGCGCUGGAUCAGGGACCGCCGGGAGAUGCCAGGUGUGGUGUCCCAGCAGGAAAAUGGGAAGACCGUGAGUGUGUCCAGCACCAUCCGUCUCUCUGUGGAGAGGAAAGACAACGGGGCAGCGGUCAGCUGUGAGGCAUCCCACCCCGCCCUGGGGGGGCAGAAGAGGGUCCGCCACUACCGCCUCGACGUCCACUUUGCCCCUACAGUGAGGAUCAUCCCUCCCCCUGGCAUCCUCCGAGAGGGAGACUCUCUCAGCCUCACCUGCUCCAUCACUGGCAACCCACUGCCUAGGGAUGUCCAGUGGACUAGGAUUAAUGACACCUUACCUGAGAGGGCGGAGAUCUCUGGCCCCACCCUCCAGGUGUCCCGUCUCAGCCAAUCACACAACGGGACCUACCUGUGUCAGGCGCAGAACAACUACGGCCGUGCCGCCGACCACUACACACUGCUGGUGUACGAGAAUGUGUCUGUCACUACCAUGGUCCUUCCCACCUCCCAUCACGCCACCUCCCACCCAAUCACCCUCCUCAUAACCCCCAGCUACGCACCGGAUCCCCGAGACCCCGGUGCAGUGAUUGAGACCCACAGUGCAGUACCGUACGCUGUGAUAGGGGGCGUCCUGGCUCUGCUGGUCUUCACCAUCAUCUGUGUUCUCAUCAUCACCAUCUGGUGCUCUGUCCGACAGAAAGGCUCAUAUCGUACCCAGGAGCCUAUACUUAAUUGGUACUGACCUAAUUCUAACUGAACUAAUAAUUAAUCACAGGUUCAUAUCUUACCCAUGAGGCCAGUGGGUUGGACGAGCACGGGGAGGUCCAGGAGGCUUUCCUCAACGGGAAUGAUGCCAGUCAGGGCAAGAAGGAGUACCUACUGUAGCCUCCAUCCCCAAAAGCCACACCCCUCCCCCAACACGCCAUGAUGGGUGGCCUUCUGAAUCGACUGUAAUACUACUGCACACAGACCACAUCACAGACCACAACACAGACCACAUCACAGACCACAUCACAGACCACAACACAGACCACAUCACAGACCACAACACAGACCACAACACAGACCACAUCACAGACCACAACACAGACCACAACACAGACCACA